Hermetia illucens (black soldier fly) is the source of this 1817-nucleotide messenger RNA. RefSeq lists its product as uncharacterized. The transcript is spliced from 6 exons. Bases 425 to 1663 code for a protein of 412 amino acids. The record is from RefSeq and is a predicted model, not a curated record. NCBI's taxonomy places the organism in Eukaryota, Metazoa, Arthropoda, Insecta, Diptera, Stratiomyidae.
CUGCCGCCAAAACUCCUCAUCUGCUCCCCCUUGGCACAUCCGCACUCCUUCCUGAAAAUUACACCAGCUCGUUGGAGACUUGGAGCCCGCUGCUAGCUUGUCGCUAGAUUGCUUUCUAGUGUAGUUUGGCUAGUAACGAAAUGUGGACAAGUCCGAGUUCGCGGCGUGAAAUCCAUGAAGAAAGUGCAAUGCUAACGGACACUUUUCGCUGAUGUAGUUGCACCGAACUGCUUGGGAUAGUGUAGUGUAGUGCGUUGUGCUCAAUUGGAGGUUAUCAAAGGAAAUGCAUUGAUAGUGGCAAUCACUUUGGGUUCCUUGUGCUUUUGGAUAGUGAAGUGUAGUGGAGAGAUAGCUGUUAGUAUAAUUUACCCGUCCAUAUUCAUAGUGUAGUGAUUGGCUUGAAUCAGGAGUCAUCAGAGGGAAGAUGAACGAAGGGCAUCGACCGCAAUUGAAGCCAGGCGCCCAAAAGGCUCUGCGGUGGUUAGAAGGUAGCGUCCUUUUUUGCAUGGUGGUUAUAAUGAUGACUGCUAUCCUAUCUAUCACUGGAGCUCAAAACUUAUUCCAAGCAUUUGAUGGUAAUUGUAUCUAUGCCUGCAAUAUAAGCUUCGUGCCCCGUAAUGAAAAUGCAACCGCAAUUCUAAAUAGUACUUUAAGCAGAACACAGACGUCAUCCUCGAAGGAUAACGCAUCUGUGAUAACUUCUACGACGGAAGCAGUAACUGAAUCAUCAACGACAAGAGAGACAACACUGCGUCCCAGAAAAAUUCACCACAUUUUCAGAAGUUUGGAAUCAGAAUACCCCGAAGAGGAUGAACCCGAUACCGAAGAAGAAACAGCCACUGCGCGUGCCUUGGACAUAUCUAGGGACCAAGUUCGAAAUGAAGCCGAUUAUAACUUUUUAUCCACAAUGAAAGUUGAUAUUGUAAAGACGCUUUGGGCAUCUGUUAGUUUUUGUGAUUAUGUCUUAUAUAAUCAAAUUCUAUCUGCGAUUGCUGCCAUGGUGUGCACUACUAUGUUGAUUUUGUACAACUCAUCGGGAAAAUCCCAACUGGACUGGGGAAUCCCCAGACCUUGGAGGAUAGUUUUUCCCGCUGUGAUAGCUUUUGGAGUAAUGUCGAUUGUAUCAUUGAUUCACUUACUGGUGAUGAAUAGCGCCUAUAGAGAUUUCUGUGGUGGAUUAGCCAAUAAUCUCGAAACUAAAACUUUAAAAUGUAACAAAUUAAUAAAUGCCUUACGUCCUGCUAUAAACGAUACAUGGAUAACGCCUGGGGACAACUACACAAUUCACACAGUAACUAUCCGAAUAACGUUGGUGGCCUGGUUCGCUGCAUUCCUUAUAAUGCUCGCUCGGAUGAUCUUCAUCAUUGACUUUCGAUUAGUGCGAGUCAACUUACCGGCAUGCGCGCAGAGACGGAGAUCAACCACAGUAGAAUCAAUCUCAUCGGAAUCCGUUGAGGUUGUACAGAAAACUGGAAAGUUAGAAGCAGCAGCCUCGAAGUCUUUAGAACCAGCACGGGCAGAACAAAGCCUUUCCUCACGAGAGGAUGUAGACGAAUUCCAAAGUGCUUAUUCCCAUUUCGAACCGACGUCCACACAACCAACUUCCCUCGAACCACUUCUUCCUAACCAGACUCCGCGAAAUUCGCAUGACUUUGAUGUCUAGCAAUUGAUCGCGGUAGUUUUAUCCAAUGGAGACGCAUUCAUUCAGGGAUUUUAGAAAUGUACAAAUGUUUUCUUUUAGAUUUUUAUUUUAAGUAACUUUAUUGUAACACGACUUUGUUGGAAGUGUAAUAAACUUAUUUUAUUGUUUUUAAGAA